CAUCUAGGCGUUCCAGGUGCGUCACUACCUCCCCCCGCUGGCCGAUCCCCUCUUCGUUACAAAACUGCCAUUGCUGUCUCGUAUUUUGUUUAUUGUACCUGUAUUUGGUAUGUACGUGAGUUGACGAAUGCAUGAAUGACUGAGUGGGCAAGCUCGUUAGACACACCCGUCGAACCCAGAUAUGCCUAGGCUUAACGAUUUUGGUGAGGAGGAAACAGAAGAGGACUUGCUCGAGGCAAGUAGGCGUAGGGCGCGCCGCCUCUGGGAUGGGUUCCUCGACUUUGCUCUUCAAGGCAAUAUCCUCGAAAUCGCUUUCGGCUUGAUUCUAGCAGCAACCUUCACGACGCUGGUCUCUUCAUUUGUCAGCGACAUCUUACUGCCGCCUCUCUCUGUCCUGCUUCCGCUGAAUAAGAACCUGGAGGAGAAGUUUGCCGUCCUCCACCCUGGGCCCAACUAUGACAACCAGCACGGCUACAACACGCUAAAGCGGGCCCAGGAUGAUGGGGCCGUCGUGAUGGCCUACGGUGUCUUCCUCAACAAACUGGUCAACUUCAUGGGCAUUGGCUUUGCCUUGUACGGGAUAGCUGGCCUCUAUCAAUGGCUGUCCCACGACCCUAUCAUCAAGCAUACCAUCAAGUGCAGGUACUGCAGGAAGUCGAUCAACGAGAAGGCGAAACGCUGCGUCAACUGUACUAGUUGGCUGGAUGGGAGGGAAGAGCUGUUCGGAUAUGAAUCCCGCCCUCAGCCCGACUCUUCACAGUCUACCUGAUGUUCACGAUCAGAUCACCUUUACUUUAGCAUCACACAACACAUAACCACCAUUCAUCUUCCUUAAUAUCACUUCACAUCUAGCGGCAGAGGACUUUGCAUCAACAUGUAUGAAUUCUCAUCUUAAUCCUACCAGUCGUUCUAAGAUUAUACACAUAUCUAUAUAUAUGCACACAUAUAAACAUGGAGUAUACAGAGAUGAGAAGGAAGUGAGAAACCAGUUGGAGCACUCCACGAUAUCCUAGAAACAACCCCGUUCCGGAAACCGGCUGGCUGGUAGGGUAACAGAGUAAUGUACAAUGGAUAAAUACAGUCGGC
Molecule: messenger RNA, 1086 nt
Organism: Phialemonium atrogriseum
Lineage: Eukaryota; Fungi; Ascomycota; Sordariomycetes; Cephalothecales; Cephalothecaceae
Product: mechanosensitive ion channel
Exons: 4
Coding region: 182-769 (195 amino acids)
Biological process (GO): monoatomic ion transport
Cellular component (GO): membrane
Molecular function (GO): mechanosensitive monoatomic ion channel activity
Source: RefSeq, a predicted model, not a curated record